This is a messenger RNA of Micromonas pusilla CCMP1545, 1478 nucleotides long. RefSeq names its product gcn5-related n-acetyltransferase family protein. The record is from RefSeq and is a predicted model, not a curated record. The transcript has a single exon. The coding region runs from base 376 to 1464 and encodes 362 amino acids. NCBI's taxonomy places the organism in Eukaryota, Viridiplantae, Chlorophyta, Mamiellophyceae, Mamiellales, Mamiellaceae. Gene Ontology annotation, molecular function: acyltransferase activity, transferring groups other than amino-acyl groups.
AUUUGCGGGAUAAGGGGGUACCUUCGGUACCUACAUGUAUUUUAGUUCACCACGCAAAAGCACAUCGCGUGAUCGUCAUGAUGAGUGCUCAUCGCGGUCGUGAUUUCGCGCGUGCGUUCGCGCACGUUAGGGAUCUAUGCGCGCUUGAAGGACCGCGUUGACGGACCGAGACGCCCACUCCGUACUUGUCUUCUCUCCGCACGUCGACUAGACCGCUCUUAUCCGUCGUUCUUGACGUCUGAAAGCCUCGCCAUCAAACCACUGAUUUGGAGUCCUAUUUCGAAGUACAGCAAAGGUCACCACUUUAGUGAAGUUGGACUGUAUUCUGCUGCAAUCGUCUCCACAAUAAAGCGACCGGUGGUAAUCAUUCAAGCAAUGUCGACUCUGAUAACCAAGUGCUCAGCUGGUUUCGGUGGCCAAGUUGCACUUGUGGCUUCUGUGAAUUUCCCUAGCAGAAAACACCAUCUUGAACAGAAGCAGCUUUCGACACUGAGGCCCGUGACGACCUUCGGUAACGUCGCCUGCACACAGCGCCAGUUCCAAGCCAGCGGUUUUCGAAAUGCACGGCAGUCACCAUUUUUUUCAACUAAGGUGGCUGUGUGCAGUGGCUCUCAGCAGUCAACUUUCGUGACCCUUUUUCCUGAUGUUGAGGAACAUACACUAAUGAAGGGCGCACUAAAGAGUGGGAGUGCGUCGUUUUUGGAAGCAGAACUUCACAGAGAGCCUAGCUUUUAUCUACUUCCCAGUGUGCUUGAUAUUGUCGUCGCCGAUGGAUUGCCCGACUUUGAAGCCGCGUCAGACCUCCGGGCUCUAGCAUUCUAUGAAGAUCUCGAGGCGCGCCAAGCUCUUCCGUUUCCUCGCCGAUUCGUGUCAACUUUUCGCAGAGAGUUUGCACAGCGAGAACAACGUGCUCUUGAGACACGCACGUCUUCUGAUCACGCGUACAAUACCAGUAUUGGUUUGUGUGUUUGUCUCGUAUUCCGUUGUGCCAGAAAAUCAAUAGGCUGCCUUGAUUUGUCCAUCCGGACGGGUCCCUGUGCGUCACAAGUGAAUGGCGUGUGUGUUGGAUUCGGAGAACACUAUGUGUAUGUAGAUAAUGUUGCAGUCGACAUUGCAUCACGGCGACGAGGUUCAGCUUCUGCAAUGCUCGAAGCUUCUUCUGAUAUUGCUAUGUUAUGGGGUGCUGAGUUUGUCUACACACACGUGCAUGCACAAAAUAUAGCAGCACGUCGUUUGUACUAUGCUUAUGGAUUCCGAGCUCCUGAGGGGGGUUCGAUAACGGAAAGCUUGGAAAAAUGUGAUACUGCGCAGUGGAUCUCGCCUAGGCUCACUGGGCUUGUUCUUCUGCGAGCACCUCUGCCACUGAUACAAGUCUCGUGCAAGAAUUUGUUAACUACUUUUUCAGAGUGCAGGUGUGGGGCUGUCUUUGGAGACUGUGAUGUCUGCAUUUGUAAAUUAAGAUAAUGCACAAUUCAAUC